Macrosiphum euphorbiae (potato aphid) is the source of this 579-nucleotide messenger RNA. NCBI's taxonomy places the organism in Eukaryota, Metazoa, Arthropoda, Insecta, Hemiptera, Aphididae. The record is from the annotation of a GenBank genome assembly.
AUGUCAGCGGAAAACGAAGAACUGGUGGCAGCCCCUGCGUCCGAAGUUCCUCCUGAGGAUGUGCCACCCAAACAAUCGGCGCCGACCAUCGACUUAGGAGAAAAGAAACCUUUGGUGGUCGAACCGCUGACCGUUUUCUCGGACGAAUCGUACGCGUGCGACCGGCAAUACGCGAUUGUGCUCGCCCAACUCGUGUCGGUCAAAGAACGGGUCAAAGUUUACACGUGGAUCGAAAGGAUGGACACGAUGAAGGACAGCGACGAUAUGCGUGAAGAACGUGACCUCUAUUUGAAAUUUUUAACCGUGUCGCUGAAUAACGGAAAACUGGUUCCACCGUUCACCAAGGAUCCGCCAGCAGGACUGCGCCCGCUCAGCACCAUCGUGCCCAGGUCCGUUUACAAUUUUAUCUUCAAAGGAAAAUACAUCAAUGCCGAUUGCACCUUCCGUAAUACCAAGGAGGUGGUGGACCAGAAGUUCAGUCCACCCUCAGAGGUCGAGCCUAGCCAGUUUUUUGCCCGACAGCCAGUGCCGCACAACGGUGACGUCGUGUACGCCGCCGCGUUUAGCACCAAAAAAUGA